GUCGUUUUACACUCCAAACCAUGACAUCACUCUAAUAUACAUUAAAUCUCGUUAUUAUUCAAGUGAAUGAUGGUCAAUAAAAGUUUGCUUACAGGCCUGAGCAAAACCAUAUCGCAAAAAUGUCUAUGCUAUUAUUAACAUUCGAAGGUACCAUUUUUAUAAGAUAUCGAAGAUCUUAAAAUACAUAAUAUUUGGAGUUAAGAACGUUUUGAUGUAGGAGUAAGAGUUGUUACUUGAGAGCUAUAUUUUAUCGACAUUGUGAAAGCUCUGAAAAGGUUGCUUUGAUGAUUUUCUAGAAACACCUAAAAAAACAUUAAAAACUUGGGCAGAAUUGAAAUAAAUAUCGGUAAGAUAGGUUAUGUCGACAUUGGCGCCAAAAUUAUCCUAAUUUUUGAAUUCUGCUUGAUCUACAAUUCAUACGAAAAUAUUAAAAAUGGCUUAGGAACUGAAACUAAUGUCCCAUUUCGAAUUGACUCAUAAGGGAUUUGAUUAAUAAAGCAUGGAUUCUUCCCAUGAGGAUAGUUUAAUGCCACUAGAAUGGAAUUUUCGGAGAAAAGCAUGUUACUACUUGGGCCAUAUCACUGUAGAGCCAACUUUGUAUUUGUAUAUGAUGGCGUUUAUGAUAACUUCAGUAUUGGAGAAUGCUUUUUUUAUAGAUAAAGCAUGUAGGGUUAACCACCAUUUCAAUAGCACAGUGUGCGAUGACAUUGCCAAUGAAGUAUAUUCAGAUCUCAACAAAGAAGUUCAGGUGACAGUAUCGAAUUUCAAUUUGAUCAAUGACAUAGCUGGACAUACUGGCCAAAUCAUUCUUGCCCUUUUUAUGGGAGCUUGGUCUGACAAACGUGGCAGGAAAAUGCCACUCUUGCUAGGACUAAUUGGCAAGUUCUAUUAUUCUUCCAUGGUUGUGGUAAAUUCAAUGCAACCUACAUGGCCUGUGGAAUACGUAGUAUAUACUGCUACACUCCCCAUGGCUUUCACAGGGGCUGAUGUUGCAAUUUUUGCUGCUGCAUUCAGCUAUCUCGUUGAUGUUUCAAGUUCAGAAAAUAGGACACUCAGAGUCACCCUUUUGGAAGUCAUCUAUUUAUCAACGAUGCCCACUGGUAUAGCUUUAGGUUCAUAUUUAUAUAGAAGAGUGUUCAACAAAUCGUACACCAUGAUGUUCUCUCUAAAUGCAUUCCUCAUGUUUCUUUCCAUUGUUUACACAUUUCUUAGGCUCAGAUGGAGAACAACUGAUGAACAGAGUCCUUUGCCCAAGUUGAGAUAUGUACUGUGCGACUUCCUUGAUUACAAUCAUGUGGUUUUCACUUUUAGAACGAUUUUCCAAAAUAGAUUAGCAAAAAGGAGGAGAUACUUAAUGCUCCUUAUUUUGAUGAUGGGCCUGUACACUUUUCAAAGAGAUGAAAAGAACACCUGUUAUUUGUACUUACAGAAUGUUUUUCAUUGGAGUUUCCCGGAAAUUAGCAAUUUCAGUACCUUCAAAUCUGCCUUUCAGGAUAUUGGACUUAUAAUUGCAAUUCCACUUAUGAGCAGAGUUUUGGGAUGGAGAGAUACUAUAAUCGUGAUGAUUGGUGCCUUUGCCCAUACGGCAGCUAGAAUCUUCUUCAUCUUAGCUGAUACUGAUUUUAUGUUUUAUACAGGGGGAGCUUUCGCUGCUCUGGGCCCAAUCGUCGCUCCCGUUAUUAGAUCUAUGGUAUCCAAAAUUGUUGCUGUCACAGAAAAAGGAGCUGCUUUUUCAAUUCUUUCGGUGGCCGAUAAUGCGAUCCCAAUCAUUUCUGGCGUGAUGUAUAGCAAAUUGUAUAAUUUUACAAUUAAUUCUGAACCUCAAGCGAUUUUCUUCUUAACAAUGGCUACCCAAUUGAGCGUGUUGAUCACUAUUGUGUACAUUCAUUUCACAGCGAGACUUGAAGAAAACUUGGUGCAUACGGAAGAGAAGGAGGAAGAUUCGGACGUGUCAGAAGUUUCUAAUGCCUAAUUCAGUCUGAAAUUUUGAUAUUGUACAGUGUCUCGUUCCUCACCUUGAGUUCCUUCAUUCUUCAUAAGAAAUACUCUCAGAGUAUUUAGCGUUUAAUAAAUAAAACAUGUAAUAAAUAA
Coccinella septempunctata (seven-spotted ladybird) is the source of this 2091-nucleotide messenger RNA. RefSeq names its product solute carrier family 46 member 3. NCBI's taxonomy places the organism in Eukaryota, Metazoa, Arthropoda, Insecta, Coleoptera, Coccinellidae. Gene Ontology annotation, biological process: transmembrane transport. Bases 500 to 1972 code for a protein of 490 amino acids. Gene Ontology annotation, molecular function: transmembrane transporter activity. The transcript is spliced from 10 exons. The record is from RefSeq and is a predicted model, not a curated record. Gene Ontology annotation, cellular component: membrane.